AUUUAUCAAUAGAAAAAAAAUUAUGCAUAGAAAAUUCAUUUUCGUCUCGUUAUGGCUAACGCUAACUGUAUUCAUACAACUGCUGCCGUCGGCCAGCAGCAAUUCAACUCCAAGCAAAGAACAAAUUCCUGCUGCUCCCGGACAGAAGUUUGUUUGGCCCGGGUGUCAUGAGGAGAAAAAACGAAUCGAUCAAAUUGUUGGAACUAUCAAUGCAUGGUUCGGAUGUAAUAAUGAGAAAAAACGAAUCGAUCAACUUGUUGGAACUAUCGAUGCCUUACAACAGCAGAUCCCGGCCAAAAACACUCUUGCUGAUAUGGAAAAUGCUCUUCGUAGAGAAAAAGCCAAAAAUCAAGAGCUUAUUGCCAACUUGGAAUUGUGCGAAGAAAAACGUAAAAUGUUUAAUAACUACGUGCUGGAUUCUUUUUUACGCAAUUCGCCUUAUUCUGGAGUAGAAAAUUACACCCGAUACUUAGUGGCUCGAUUGGGAAUGUUGCCAAUAAAAAAUGCGAAACCUUUGAUACCCGAAUUCGGACCAGUCAUCAACGACGUUCUUUCCUUUCGCUAUCCCAUCAACAUUCCGUCGUGUCCAGCAGCAGAAAUAACAAAUAAUACUUCGGCGAACCCAAGUGUUUUCAUAGCGAUUAUAUCGGCUCCGGGUAAUUUCAAAGAGCGAAACGACAUCAGAGCAACGUGGCUGAUUCACCUCAAAAAUGUUCUGGAAAAAAAUCUGCUGGGCAUUAGCACCCGAUACGGUUUCUUUCUCGGUCAGACUCAAGACGAUUCGAUUCAAAAGGGAAUCAAAGAAGAGAGUCGGAAACACGGGGACAUCAUCCAAAUCGAAAUGGACGAUUCGUACCGCAAUUUGACGUUUAAAGGCAUCGCCGUGCUCAACUGGGUGCGGCAACACUGCGCCAAGGUCGACCUCGUUUUCAAAGUGGACGACGACAUCUACGUCAACGUGCACAAUCUCGUUCAUUUCGUCCGGUCCAACUAUCAAUCGAACAACAGUUUGUUCGGCUUACCCUCGAGUGAAGACCUUACCCUCAAACGUUACAAAAAGCUGGGUAGUAUUAGAUAUUAUAAUUCAUUCGAAGAGUACCCUUGGAGCAACUAUCCUGACAAUGGGCUCUCAGGACCGGCCUAUUUCAUGCACACAAGCGUCGUCAUUCCGAUAUUGGCUGCCAGUCAGACCAUUCCUUUCCACCCGUCCGAUGAAAUUUUCCUGACUGGAAUGUGCACGGAAAAAGCCAGUUUAAAGAUACGAAAUUCCAGACCCGAAUACACUUGGAAUUUGAAGCCACCAUAUUCCGAAGGCCAACCCAGUGUCUAUAAUCCGUAUAGUUUGGGAACCAUUCCGACGCCGUGUUAUUUGCGGAACUAUGUCGGGUUGGAGACCGAAAAUCAAUUCAACACCCACUCGGCCGUCGACGAUUUUUAUCGGAACAAGACCCAGUGCGUCAUAAACAAAGUGGAUGGAACCAAAAGAACAAUUGACUUCACCGCCCCCAUUAUCUUCAAGUUCACUUAGGCUGUGAUACACAAGACAACGAAGACAAGAUUAAUUCUCUUGUAUUGGAAAUAACGAUGAAAAAUCGUAGACAUACAUUGGCCUAAUAUAUUAGCAACAACAAUUCGGCGCUUAAUUUGCACUAGAAUGGUAAUCAUUUGUUAUGUACAAGAGAACACUAGUAGGCCUAAAAUAGACUUGCUUUAUCCGGUAA
This is a messenger RNA of Daphnia pulex (common water flea), 1721 nucleotides long. Its product is annotated as lactosylceramide 1,3-N-acetyl-beta-D-glucosaminyltransferase A-like. Gene Ontology annotation, cellular component: membrane. The coding region runs from base 23 to 1528 and encodes 501 amino acids. The transcript is spliced from 2 exons. The record is from RefSeq and is a predicted model, not a curated record. Lineage: Eukaryota; Metazoa; Arthropoda; Branchiopoda; Diplostraca; Daphniidae. Gene Ontology annotation, molecular function: hexosyltransferase activity.